Molecule: messenger RNA, 1803 nt
Organism: Thunnus maccoyii (southern bluefin tuna)
Lineage: Eukaryota; Metazoa; Chordata; Actinopteri; Scombriformes; Scombridae
Gene: vopp1b
Product: VOPP1 WW domain binding protein
Exons: 5
Coding region: 251-778 (175 amino acids)
Cellular component (GO): cytoplasmic vesicle membrane
Source: RefSeq, a predicted model, not a curated record
AAGCCCACAUCACAGGCUAAUGCAGCUUCCCACCAUGCCAUUAAUCUCCGUCUGUGAACCGUCUGACCGUCAGCCAGGUUGCCUUCAUCACCCGAAGGACUCCGCGUCGGACCGGCUGGAUCUCAUCUCUGGUUGUCUGCAGUAACGGGAUGAAACCGACACAGUGAUAAAAGGAGCAUCUCCUCCACGUCCUCCUUUUUUUUUUACCUCCAGAAGCGGAGCUCGGCUUUCACUCUCCUCCGGCGGAGAUAUGAGGAAUCCACUGGCAGAUUUAGCCCUGACACUCUGGCUAUUUCUAGAGUGUGUAGAAGCCAAAAAGUACUGCUGGUAUUUUGAGGGUGGAUACCCCAUCUACUUCAUAUGUCGCUCCUAUGAGGACUGCUGUGGGACUCGCUGCUGUGUGAGAGCCCUGUCCAUCCAGAGACUAUGGUACUUCUGGGUGCUGCUGAUGAUGGGAGUGUUGUUCUGCUGCGGUGCUGGCUUCUUCAUCCGCAGAAGGAUGUAUCCGUCCCCUCUGAGAGACGAGCCAGCCUUCAACGUCUCCUUCACCAGGCACCCUGUCACCACACCAGUUUCCCAGCAGCCAGGAAGUAUGCAGGGCUUCGGCGUCAACGGGAUGACAGGUGGCGACGCGGGUGUUACCAUGACACACCCCAUGUUCCCGGCACAGCCUGGCUCUGCCCAUAUGAUGAUGGGUUCCUAUCCUCCACCUCCGUCUUACUGCAACCACCCGCCACCGCCCUAUGAACAAAUAUUCCACAACAGUGACAAGAAGUAAUUUCCGCUAAGAGCUUAAGAAAUGGAACUUGACAAGAAAGAUGAAAAGAAGGCUUAUCAAGAAGUGUUCAUUCAGAUGAAGCUGAGGAAGAGGAAACCCUGCCAUUUGUUUGCAACUUAACUGUUUGUGGAUGUAAGACUUGGAAAACAAUGACACACAAUCUGUUGUCCUGUGGAAAAGACAAAAACCAGGCACAGUAACCAGAAUCUAGAUGCACAGACACACACUCAUUCAUUCACUCACACACACACACACACACACACACACACACUGCUUCAUCUGGAGUGCUUCUUUUACUCUUGAUUUCUGUGGAUCUAUGUGUACAGUGACCGUGCCAGCCUUGUUAGACUGAGGACUGAGGACGAGCGAGGAUGGACCUGUUCAGGUGGAGGUGUUGGAUUCACUCACUGUCACCUGUCUCCUCCACCCUCCCAAUGCAACUACAGAUAGAACUGUGCACAAUGUAACAGAAAAUGUCUUUCGGGCUCAUAAUGUAUUAAAAUGCUGGAUACUUUUUGGUGGACAUUGGUGGAAAUAUUUUCAGCUUGAAUAGCCCAAGAAUAGAAUUAUUUAAAAAAACAAACAUUUUGAAACACAUUAAAAUGAUUUCAAGGAUGACACUAACUGCUUUUCUAUCCAGCAUUUUACUGCAACAUGGGCUCUUUACUAAAUGAUGAGUUCUUGAUACAUUUUUUAUCACAGUAUGUGUAGAACGGUUAUGUAAUGACAUAUUGAGCUGCUACAGCAGUCACCGGCUCAUUCUCCUCUCCUGUUAGAGCAAUGAAGGCUUCAGUUCACAGGAUGAUACCAUGAAUCAGGAAUGAACAGAGUGGCUGUUGCUGUGCUCAUGUUCUAGUGUCAUAUGGCCAUUCUUGCUGCUGCUGUUUGACUGGCAGGUGGGACAUGACUGGCACUUUACAGACAUGAUGUGACAUUGGUGAAAGGACAUGUUGCCAUAAAUAAAUACAGUGCUGCUUGAAAAUUUGUGAACCCCUCUGCUCUAUUUCUGCAUAAAUAUGACCUAA